Molecule: messenger RNA, 1038 nt
Organism: Saccostrea echinata
Lineage: Eukaryota; Metazoa; Mollusca; Bivalvia; Ostreida; Ostreidae
Exons: 1
Coding region: 1-1038 (345 amino acids)
Source: RefSeq, a predicted model, not a curated record
AUGGAGGGGGUUCAUGAACAGACAAGUGAAAUUUCUCUUAGUACUUUACAUACCAUUCUUCUUAAAAUAGAUGCACGACUCACAAACAUUGAAACAAACAGCUCUUCUUUGGAAAAGAGAAUGUGUGAUAUUGAGAAUAAAAUGAGUACUAUUAAUAGAUUGGCAGAAGCAGUUGUUUCACUUGAAAAUAAGAUGCAAAGAUUUGAGGGUGAAAUAAAAACAAUGAAAGAGACCGUGACAGAGGCAGAGGUGAGUGCCAGAUCUAUAAGUGACAUGUUUGACAGUGUGAAACACAUUGCUGAGAAAGAAUUAGAACAGUUAAGAGAUGGUUCAAAGAAAAUGGACAUGGAACUCAAUUCAAGUGUUCAAUCUUUAAAAAAGAAAAAUGUUGAGCUACAAGAAUCUAUUACUGAUCUUCGAAGCAGAUCGAUGAGGGACAAUUUAGUGUUUUGUGGAAUCCCCGAAAAAAGAAACGAAAAUUGUGAGACAGUGUUACGUAAUUUUUUAAAACACAAGAUGAAAAUUUAUGACUACAUCUCUUUUGAGAGAGUGCACAGAAUGGGCAAAUAUGACGAAUACAAUACAAAACCUCGAAACAUAGUUGCAAAAUUUUCGUUUUUUCAAGAUAGAGAAUAUAUUAGAACACAAGCCCUCAGGAAACUAAAAGGAACGCACGUAUGGGUGAAUGAACAGUACCCCCCAGAAGUUGAGGAGCGACGAAAAAAGUUGUACCCAGUAAUCCGCCAGGCCAGAAAAGAACACAGACGAGUAAAACUAGUCAAAGACACUUUGUACAUUGAUGGUGAUUUGUACGUGCCUGAAGAUCUAGAAUCCGCUCCAUGCACAGAAGAGAAGGGCUCGCUCGAUAAUGCCGCAGCUAUACAAACAGGAGAACAGUCGGAUAAUCGGGUGCAUACACCGUGGUCUCAACGUGGAACCUCGACAGGUUCAAACCGUGCGAACAGUGACAGCGAUCCAGAUACUCAGUCGCCUGCACACAAAAAAUUCCGCUAUACUGGACCAGUUUCCUCCACAUAG